AUGAUUAGGACUAGUAGUAAUUUGGAACAACGGGAAGGAAUGAAGGAUGCACCACUCCAUAUUGAUUUUAAGGAAAGUGGUUUAAAGGAUUUAUCGGAUCUGAUGAAACAACUUAAUGACAAUUCUUCACCACCCACUACAAAUAUCCCUAUUACUCCCCCAACAAGCAAAAAUCCUAAAUCUAAAACUUCUUCAUCUGAAAAGAAGGUUUCUCUCGCUAAAUUAUUGGGGAAGAGUAAGACAAUAACAACUUCACCCAAAUCUAGUCAACUCUCACCAGAAACAAACAAGGAAGAAUUGAAAAUCAAAACUCCAAAUAAUGAAGAUCCUGCUCUUUCAAAUAUAGAACUAUCAUCCAAUAGCUCUCCUCCUUCUCCUCCUCUUUCACUAUCACCUCCUAAACAAUUAAUCAUUCCACCCAUUUCCAUCCCAGACUCAAUCUAUUCUCAGCCAUUGGAAAGAAUUGAAAUAGAUCAUAGGACAGAAUCUCCACCUCCUCUUCCACCAGAUUCGCCAAUGUCUUUUGGAUUACCAAGUCCAAUCUCCUUUCCACUAAACCCAUUCAUUUCCUCUCCAAUAAUAUCACCUAGGACUUCCCAUAUUCUCUCAGGAAUUCAUUCACCAAUAAGAUCAAAAACUCCAAAACGAAAUCUAGUUGAACUAAGCAUUGGAGAAUUGACAAAAUCCGUGACAAAAAUACAAAAAAUCAACACUCUAUUCGAUCAGAACAAUGACGACUCGUAUGAGUGGAGCAGUCUAUGUUCACAAAUAGGAGCAAACAACAGCUCUCUCAAGGAAAUUGUUCUUAAAAAAUGUAGUCUCGAUGAUGAUCAACAUUUCCUGACAUUCUUUGAAUCUCUCAUUGAGAAUGAUGUACAUUUACAAGUAUUGGAUAUUGAAGGAAACAAAAUGAGUUCAGAAGCAUGCUCGUAUCUAGGAGAGUACUUAUUCAUGUCGAGAGAUACACUAAAAGUGCUCAAUCUAAGAAAUAAUCCUUUAACAGAUGAAGGAGUGUGGAAUAUUGUUCAGUCAUAUAAGGAGGUUUCUGAAAAAAUAGAUUAUAUUUCUCAACUCACUGAAAUUGAUAUUUCUGGAGCUCAAGUGUCGGAUGAAGGAUUGCUGUGCCUAGCUCUCUUUGCCAAAGAUUACUUACCAAAUUUGUCAAGUCUAAAAUGUUUUGGAAAUUGCAUUACUAAUAUUAAUGUGAUUAAAGACUUGGUAAAAGACAGUGGAAAACUGAGACAUGUGGACUUCUGGAAAAAUAGUAUUCAAGUGGAAAGUUUAGCUAGGUUGGCAACCUCAUCAACUAAUCUUAUUUCGCUCAAUCUGGGAUGUAAUUUUUUGGGAGAUAAGGGAGUUGUUGUAAUUUCCAAAUAUUUAUCAAUUGCAAAGAAUUUAAGAUGUUUAGAUCUGAGUGGAAACGAAAUAAGAGACGCUGGAGGUUUCCAUCUAGCAAAUGCAAUUCUAGUUAACUGUGGGCUCACAUUGUUAAAUUUGGCAAAUAAUUUACUGACUGAAAAUUCAGUUUCUAGGAUAAUAGAUUGUAUCAAAAAUCACCCAACCCUUUGUAAUUUAUCAAUAACAAGAAAUAGAAUCAACCCCGUACGAGUUCAAGACCUGAAUAGGUAUAUCUCUGAUGUAAAUGCUGUUAGAAAACGACUAGGAUAUCCAGUUUGUAAAUCAUUCAUCUCAACCUCAAUUGACUUGCCAACAUCCUCUCCAAGAAAAUCAUUGAAUCAAACUCUAACCACCAGCUCCAAUGAUUCGUUCGAUGAAGAGCUGACUCUCUCCAUUUCCCACAAUACUCACACCCCUCGAGCUUUUACCCCUAAUUUUGAGAUUGAACCAAUCCUCAGUCCUUCUCUAAAUCUCUCCCCUCCUGUUCAUCAGAACUUCCUGUCCACCGAAUCAAUCCAAAAACCGAAACUAACCCCUUCCAGAUCAUCCCUUGAAUUGCAAGAAGAAGUUGACACUAUUCAGGAGGCUCUAAAAACUUUGAAACAAAACAGAGAGGCCAGGAUUAUGAAGGAACAAGCAGUUCCAGAACGUACAAAGAUGAACGAAAUGGAUGCAGAUUCGGUGAGCCAGAGAGAUUUGAGCUCAUAUACAAGCAGGACCAGUGUGGAUUCCAAAACAGGAUCCAAGUUUUUCAUUUCACUCCUUUUCAUUCCAUCCUCAGUGAGUUUUGUCCAGGAUAAGGAUGAUACAUUCUAUCUUAAAUUUAGUUCCUCUCAGAUUAUUAUCAAACGACAAAGGAAACUCUUCAAAAAAACAAAAACCAUUCUAUCAGCAGAAGUUUCAGAAACGAAACUUGAACCAAGCCCACAAUCAAAUGCAAUCUUUACAUUAACAAUAGGAGGAGAAUCAUUUGGAAUUAAGAUACUCAGUGGCAGAGAACAAGAUUUUGUCUUGUCAUUCCUUCACCUUCAAGAAAUGAUAUUGGAUAUAUCACCAUUGUCAUCACCAUCGGCAGCGAAUACCAUUUCCCCUCGAUCUAGUAGUCAUCACUCCUCACAGCCUAUACCAAGUGUUGAUUAUCAAUGUAGAAAUUCGGAAGGAAAAAUUGAUUCGGAAAAGUACACUGAUGCUCAACAAUUAAUUGCUCGAAAGAUUUAUGUUUGUGUGUUUUUACAAGAAUAUUCGAGUGUCUUGUUUAGAAAUAAUAUUCCCAAGCUUUAUGAAUAUUUAACAGAUUUACAGAAUAUAAUUAACAGUGGAAAGGUGGAUGAUAUUACCUAUGCUCAACUUUUAGUGACAAUAACAACCAUGUACAUUACACACAAUUUACAUCAAGUGAAUCCAACAAUGAUUGCCAAUCACAUUUCUUCUCUGAUGCAAUAUAUUUCAAAAACAGUAAAUAAUUCACAGUUUAGACUUCAAAGACAGAUGGCAGCAGAUUCUCUUCAAGAAAUACUCUACUUUUAUCAUGUUAGAAUUACAGAUUUUAUUCCAACAGUGUUGAAGUGUUGUCAGACUGAGAAUUCACAUGCCCUUCAAUCAUUUUCUACCUUAUUAGCAAAUUUAAUUUAUUUGGAAACAAACAAGACAAAGAGAGAAGUUGUCAAUAGUUUGACUUUUCUUAUUGAAAAUAUUCAGAUCUUUACAAUUUGGGGAAGAGCUGCAAUUUUUGAAAUAAUUUCACAAAUUAUCAAGGAUACUGAAUAUCCAGAUCAUGUUUGGAAACGAGUUUUUAGGAAAUUCAAACAUAGUAUCAACUCGUAUUUGGUUCAUAUAUUUUGCCAUAAUACCAUUUCAAAUAAGCAACAUAUUAGAGAUGACUACGUAUUGAGUGUGGAUGAUUAUAGUCAGCCUUUGUAUGUGAGAGAGCAAUUACUUUAUUUCCAAAACAAUCCAGAAAAGAUUGGAAUUAAAUAUUUUGAUGAACUACCAAUUAAGAAGGAAAAGUGCAAAAUUAUUUCAACCAGGAAAACUAACGAUAUGGAGAACAUGUUACAUUUACUGGACUGUGUAGCCGAUUACAGAUAUUACAUGAAGGCCCUCUCCAAAUACUAUAGCAAAUCAUUCAAGCAGCCACAAAUUCAAGAAGAAAGUGCUCCAAAUGUUUCUAGAAUUGAAAGACAAUUAUACAUUCGUUUAGAUAUUAUAUUCAAUUUCAUCUAUUUCUCCUAUCAAAAUAAUUCCACUCAAUACAAACCAACCCUGGACUUUUUGGUUGACAUGUUGGAAAGAGAAAGUAGUUUGAAUCUUUUAAUUUCUCCAAUUUUGAAUUAUACAAUUUCAUUAAUCAAUUCACUAAGUUUUACAGACUCAAAUAAUGAAUUAGUGAAUGGACUAUUCGAUCACAUAGUCAAUCUACCAAAUGAAAACCUUGGCUAUUAUUUCUCGCUCUUUGAGGCGCUGAUUAACAACUUGAGAAAGGAUCAAGUAACUAAAAUGUUAUCUUGUCUUCAUAAAUUUGUGAGGAGCAAGCUCAUUGCCAAUUUUGGUGAUUGGCAUCAUGGAGAUUCUGUUCUUUCCAUCAUUAGAAUGGUUGUCUAUCGUGCAUGUAAUGAACCAUCCUGUUUCAAAAAUGAUGAGGUCCACCUUGAGCAAGAACAACAGGAAAUCAGUAAUAAUAUUUUAACUCUACUCAUUCAGGAUUAUAAUAGUUUGGAAAUCAAACAAAGGAGUAGCUUUUACUUUAACAUAAUCAACCAGGUAACAAAUAAGAGGAAACUUUUGGGUAUUUUUGGUUUUGAAACAGAUUUGGAUAUUAAGAAGGAUGGAAUUCUUGGAUCAGGCAAUGUCUUUGAAAUUACUGAACCAAUUCCAGUACCAAAUAUUCUCAGUGUUUCAUUUGUGAAGAAUAUUUGUCAUGAGCUUUCACUGGAGCAACAAACCAACUCAUUCAGGGUUGGGUCUGCUGCACAUCUGGGAUCUUUGAGAAAGGACGAUUCUUCCCAUAUUCUCCACUUUUAUUUUGAAAAAUAUUUGAAGAGUUUCAAGUAUCAAAUUCAAUUACAGUACAAGUUAUCACCAAUGAAUGUUUCCUCUCUCAGUUUGGAUAUGGACAAAUUGGUUGGCAUUGAGUUGUCAUUUGGAGGUGAAGAUGCUCAUCGAUUUGUUGGAAUUGAUAAUUUUAUUAAUGUUCCAUACAUUAAACUUCCAUCACUCGAUCUUAAAACCUCACAAGAAGAGGAUAUCCUUCUCCCAUCCGAUCACUUAUUCACCAUCAAAUUUUUCCCAUUGAAACCUCUUCCUGGCCUCAUUAAUGUCACUGCCACCUUCACUGGCAUUAAAUCAUCAACACAAUCGACUACUAUUGAGCCAUCUACUGCCUACUGUCAAACUGUAUUGAAUGACAUUUCCAUUGAAUUUAAAGACUUAUUCCUACCAAUCUUUGACAAGGACCUCCCAGAUAAUCUCACUAAAGAGACACUCUUUGAGGCCAUUUGGAAUUGUAAGGAUGCUAAAAUUGUAUCAAGUGUCAAAGUAUUGAGAAAUACACAGGUGAGUGAGGUUAUGGAUAGUUACAAAUUAUUUGCAGUGAAUCAGAAUGAUUAUAUUUUCAUCUUUCUCCCUCCUAAAUAUCACCUCCUUAUCAAGUUGACUCAAAAAGAGGAAAAUGCUCAUCUUUCCAUUAAGACUGACUAUUGGCAAGUGUUGUCCCUCAUUGAUGAAAUGUUCCAGCCAACAAUCAUUCCAAAAUCUAUCAACACAACUCUUGUCACUCCUGCACACAAUACAUCCGAUAAUAACAUUUUAUUGACAAGCUCUCUACCAAACACACCUUCCAGUCCACUUUCAGCCUCCUCUCCAAUCCAUGAAGAUGAAUAA
Molecule: messenger RNA, 5277 nt
Organism: Naegleria gruberi
Lineage: Eukaryota; Heterolobosea; Eutetramitea; Acrasida; Naegleriidae
Exons: 6
Coding region: 1-5277 (1758 amino acids)
Biological process (GO): endosomal transport
Cellular component (GO): AP-type membrane coat adaptor complex
Molecular function (GO): protein binding
Source: RefSeq, a predicted model, not a curated record